CCCAAGAGGCGCCCCAGACGGCCAACGGGGCCCCAAGAGGGCCCCGAGAGAGACAGUCGCCGUUUUGGCUCAAGCAUUUUACUGUUCAACAGACUCAUACAUUACUGUAAUACGUACAGCCUCCGGGCUCCAUAUUGUCACCACACGUCUGCUUCAUCAUGGUGAAGCGCCUCAACACAAUGCUGGUGGCCUCGGCGAUCUCUCACGUCGCUGGACUGUCGACCGCGAUCGUGGCCAACACAACCGAUGCCAUCGCAUCUGCACCGCCGGCACGCUCUGUUGACACGACGGGGACGUGGGCAUGCACCUCGAUCUCUGCCAGCAGCUUCGUCUAUCAGUACAAUUCCUACCGGUCGGGCAACACGAUGGUAGUGACAAAUACUGCGAACAGCGCUGUUGGGCGGGUCUACUACACGACUGCGGUGUCGGGGGGAUUCAGGGUCUCGUUCGAUAUGCUUCAGGGCGGCGGAUCGGGUGCUGAUGGAAUGUGUAUGAAGUACGGCGGCUAUGAUCACGGCGAAUAUGGCGAAGAUAUAUCUGCGUAUGGCCUGUCUGUUUGUUUUGAUUCCUACUCAAAUGGGGACGAUCAUGGUGUAGUGAUUGGUUGGUAUGGAUCGUUUAUAUUUUCACAGAUUGGUUCGGGCCAUUGGAGUACCACUGUACCCCUCUUCGAGGAUAAUCGUUGGCACAACGUCGUGGUGGAGGUCACGCCCAGCGGCAGCGGUGCGAAUGUGAUCUUGAACUUCGACAGUGGCUACUAUUAUAAAACUGCCUGGAUCAACAGUUACUCAACACCGAUUGGUAGUGGUCAGCUGAGCUUCACUGCCAGAACGGGUGGUGCUACGAACAACCAUUAUGCUGCGAAUGUCCAGAUGUGCAGCGUGGCGACUCCCAGUCCGACGCCGUACCCGACGCCCAGUCCGACGCCGUACCCGACGCCGUAUCCGACGCCGUAUCCGACGCCGUACCCGACGCCGUAUCCGACGCCGUACCCGACGCCGAAACCGACGCCGAACCCGACGCCGUACCCGACGCCGUACCCGACGCCAUAUCCGACGCCGAACCCGACGCCAUAUCCGACUCCCUUCCCGACGCCGUAUCCGACUCCCUUCCCGACGCCGUUCCCGACGGCCUUCCCGACGCCCUACCCGACGGCCUUCCCGACGCCCUACCCCACGGCCUUCCCGACGCCAUACCCGACGGCCUUCCCGACGCCCUACCCGACGGCCUUCCCGACGCCCUACCCGACGGCCUUCCCGACGCCAUACCCGACGGCCUUCCCGACGCCCUUCCCGACGCCUAGCCCGACGCAGUCCCCGACGUACCCUCCAGGCUGGCCGACGCCGAACCCGACUUUUCCUCCUGCAGCUCCCGCGGCGGCUGGAGCUGGAGGAGCCGUGGCUGCCACUGGGGAUCCCCACUUGCAGAAUGUUCAUGGUGAGCGGUUCGAUCUGAUGAAGGCGGGCAAUCAUGUUCUCGUAAACAUCCCGCGUGGAGAGCCCGCUGCAACUGCGCUGCUUCGCGUGGAGGCUGAUGCACGCCGAUUGGGUGGAUCAUGCACGGAUCUGUAUUUCCAAGAAGUGAAUAUCACAGGGGUGUGGGCGGAUGCGAAACAGACCGGCGGUCUCCGUUUCCAAGCUGAGGGAGCGGACAACGUGGUUCCGCUUUGGGCUAAAUUCGGGAAGGUCGAGAUGAAGGUCGCAUAUGGCCGUACAAUUCAGGGCAUCAAGUAUUUGAAUUUCUAUGUCAAGCAUCUUGGGCGCGUUGGCUUCGCCGUCGGAGGAUUGCUGGGAGAAGAUGAUCACAAGGAGGCUGCGACGGCUCCUGAAGCGUGUGUUCGCCACGUUUCCCUAAUCCAGUAUGCUCCUCUGGAUGCCGCACCAUUCUUGUCGACUGCAGAGGCCAGCCUCGAAUGAUGAGAUGUGCACAGCACAAGUCCGCCACAAAAAGUAAACAUAGACACCCUCCACUGGAUUAUUCCUGGGCCUCAGGGGAGGGCGGCGGUGUAUAAAUUGCCACUGGGAGCCAGCGACUUUGUACACCGACGCCCUUCUGGAGGUACAUGCAAGACAAUUUGUCGGAGGGUGCCUGUGUAGAUCUUUUCGUGGCGUAGCAAAGCCUCCCGAAUUCAGACUUUUGGUAGAUGCCAUGAGCUGUCCUUCCCUGCCGCUGUGGGACGACAGACC
Molecule: messenger RNA, 2186 nt
Organism: Prorocentrum cordatum
Lineage: Eukaryota; Dinophyceae; Prorocentrales; Prorocentraceae
Source: the annotation of a GenBank genome assembly